Caretta caretta (loggerhead turtle) is the source of this 3978-nucleotide messenger RNA. RefSeq names its product transient receptor potential cation channel subfamily V member 6-like. Gene Ontology annotation, cellular component: plasma membrane. Lineage: Eukaryota; Metazoa; Chordata; Testudines; Cheloniidae. Gene Ontology annotation, molecular function: protein binding; calcium channel activity. Gene Ontology annotation, biological process: calcium ion import across plasma membrane. The record is from RefSeq and is a predicted model, not a curated record.
CUGCCUCAACUAAAUGUUGUAACCAUCCACCUCUCUCCCAAACUGACAUUUUCUGAAGGAGCAUCCAUCUCCCACUCAGAUCAUCCUGCCCUCCUGGAAUGAAGAAGUAGAGAGUCAUUCACAAAGAAACAUCACAGGAAGAAGGGGAUAGAGCAGCAGGUCUGAGUUCAGCUGACGAGGAGAACACAGGACAAUGGGGAUGUUCCUGCCUGGGGAUCAUGGGCUGCUCCUUGGGCUCUGGAACUCUCUGUUGCACAGAUUUCAGACUGAAAAAUCCUGGACCAGACGCCUGGAUGAAAUCAGUUUGCUGCAGCAGAAAAGGAUCUGGGAGUCCUCCUUGCUCCAGGCUGCCAAGGAAAAUGAUGUCCAAACCAUCCAGAAACUGCUCACCUGCCAUACUUGUGAUAUUCAUCAAAGAGGUGCCUUGGGGGAGACAGCUCUUCAUGUGGCUGCCUUGUAUGAUAGUGUGGAGGCUGCACAGAUGCUGAUGGAUGCAGCUCCAGAACUUGUCAAUGAAGCAAUGACAUCAGAAUUCUAUGCAGGGGAGACUGCUCUCCACAUCGCUGUGGUGAAUAAGAACUUCAAACUUGUGAAGGCGAUGCUUGAGAAGGGGGCUGAUGUCAACAACCCACAGGCCACUGGCUACGUCUUCAGACUCAGCAGCCACAAUCUCAUUUACUUUGGGGAGCACAUCUUAUCCUUCGCAGCCUGUGUAGGAAGUGAGGAGAUCGUCCGGUUGCUCAUCAAACAUGGAGCCAACAUCAGAGCACAAGACUCCUUGGGGAACACUGUUCUCCACAUCCUGGUUCUCCAACCCAACAAGAUUUUUGCCUGCCAGAUGUACAACUUCCUUCUCUCCUAUGACAAGAGCGAAAGGGAGCUGGGAGCCCUGGACUUAAUCCCUAACAACAAGGGGCUCACUCCAUUCAAGCUAGCUGGGGUUGAGGGCAACACUGUGAUGUUCCAGCACCUUAUGCAGAACAGAAAGCACAUCCAGUGGACCUUCGGCCCCCUGGUCUCUACCCUGUAUGACCUCACAGAGAUCGACUCGUGGGGAGAUGACCAAUCUCUCUUGGAACUCAUUGUCACCACCAAGAAAAGAGAAGCCCGUCGGAUCCUGGACCUAACCCCUGUGAACGAGCUGGUAAGCCUGAAGUGGAAUAAAUAUGGGCGUCCCUAUUUCUGCAUCUUGGCCUUGUUCUAUGUGCUGUACAUGAUUUGCUUCACCAUGUGCUGUGUCUACCGACCUCUAAAACGUCGACAGAGCAACAAAACACACGAAAGGGACAAUACCAUCUACGUCCAGAAACUGCUGCAGGAAUCUUAUGUGACUCCCGAGGACAAUCUGAGGCUGGUAGGGGAGCUGAUCACGGUGAUAGGAGCCAUAGUAAUAUUGAUCCUUGAGAUUCCAGAUAUCUUCAGAGUUGGAGUCACCAAGUACUUUGGACAAACUAUUCUGGGAGGACCUUUCCACAUCAUCAUCAUCACCUAUGCCUGUAUGAUCCUGGUGACCAUGGUGAUGCGUCUCACCAGCACCACUGGAGAGGUGAUCCCCAUGUCCUUUGCCCUGGUGCUGGGCUGGUGCAAUGUCAUGUACUUCGCACGAGGCUUUCAGAUGCUGGGACCCUUCACCAUCAUGAUACAGAAGAUGAUAUUUGGAGAUCUCAUGCGCUUCUGCUGGCUCAUGGCAGUGGUGAUACUUGGCUUUGCAUCAGCUUUUUACGUCAUCUUCCAGACUGAAAACCCCGAUGAGCUGGGCCACUUCUAUAACUACCCCAUAGCUCUCUUCAGCACCUUUGAGCUCUUCCUCACCAUCAUCGAUGGGCCCGCCAACUAUGAAGUGGACCUGCCCUUCAUGUACGGCAUCACCUACUCUGCCUUCGCUGUCAUUGCCACCCUCCUCAUGCUCAACUUGCUCAUCGCAAUGAUGGGUGACACCCACUGGCGCGUGGCCCAUGAGCGGGACGAGCUUUGGAGAGCGCAGGUUGUUGCCACUACUGUCAUGCUGGAGCGGAAACUCCCACAAUGCCUCUGGCCUCGCUCUGGGAUAUGUGGGCUGGAGUAUGGCUUGGGGGACCACUGGUACCUCAGGGUGGAAGACCGAUGCGAAGGCAGGCAGCACAAGAUGCACCGCUACAUGGAAGCAUUUAAGUCCCAGAUCACAGAAGACUUUGACAAGUACUCACAGAAGAAACAGGAGCUGGAGGAUGAGAAGGACAUGGAGGCUCCGUACAGGAAGAAGACCCCUUGCAGCACUCCAGCUGUGUCGCCAAGCCUGUCCCGGAGGAGCUCCAGUCAUGGCUGGGACAUCCUGAGGCACAGCACCCUAGGCCAGCUGUACGGCCAUGUCAACCUUGCCAUGGAGAAGGAAGAGGAGGUCUACCAUGUCUGAGUGACUGCUCGUCUGCCUCCUUGCAGUGAGUGAUCCCUCUCUCCUGCCAGUGGUAAAGGCCACGUUCCGGCAUGGACACCUUGCAGUAGUGAAUGUCCUAUUGCCUGCACUUCCGUGUGGACGGCUCACUCCACAGCAGCUCUCUGUGGGGCUAAAUGGAGUGCCUGGAGCGUGUGAGGACAUGGGGCUGGUCACCCAUUGCAGGAAUGUAAACACUCACUAACUUCUUCCCCACCAACCCAUUCAAGAGGAAAAAUGUCCGAUUCCUCACACAGAUGGCAGUACUGCUAAAGUAUAUUCACUAGUGCAAACAUGUAGCAGUGCCCUCAAGUGGAGGCCUGUGGAAGGUGCGUCUGCUACCAUGGUAGGGGUAGCGACUGGAGCGUCUCCUUAGCAUCCCAUGGUGAUGUCUGUGUUUUUGGCACUGAAGGUGCGAGUUUGGUCUCAGACGGUGUAGAUUUGGCUGGCAAGCAUAGCGGGUGUAAAUCUGGAUCAGGUUGUGCUCUGAAUUCCCAGACACUUUGGCAAGCAACAGAGAGCUUUUCUAGGCAUGGGCUUGCUGACGGGUUCCAGCGCUGAUGCUUCUUUAUCCUCUGACUGUCUUUGUGCUGCUGUGACUCUCUUGUCCCCCAGCCCUACCCCCCAGCUCAAAGGGCCCCUGGAUUAUUUUUGUAUUUAGUUUUAUUUACAUUUGAAUCAGAAUGUUUUCUCUCUCGCUCCCUCUGUUAAAGAUAAAUUAAUAUAUUUUACUAUUUCAGUGCAUUGAAGGGUCUGAACUGUGAAUUUUACUUGGAGUAAUGUAGACCUCCUCCUUUAAAAGAAAUCUCCUCCAGUCCCUUUCUGAGUCCAGCUGUCAGUCUGUUUAUUACCUUUAAAGAAAUGGAUUCCUGCCCUCCUCUCAGCUGCUUAGCUGACCACAGGACUUCAGCCCACGCAGGGUUAAUGUCUACAACAGCCCUGCCUUUCAAACUCCACCCCCAGGCCUGGGUGUUGGGAAGUGGUUUGCUAUAGAAUGGUAGGCUGUACUCCAGGGGGCUAGCAGAGGGGUAUGGAUGGGUCAGGACAUCUCAUCCUGCAGAGGCACCAGAGAAGACUUGUUGGUACAAGGCCCCUGAGGUGUUCUGCUCACCCAUGCCUCAGUGCUUCUAUAAAGCCCUGAAAUCUGGGCUCAGCUUCACCCUUUAAUAUAGAUCUGUACAGAGGCACCCACAUGUCUUCUCUUGGCUCCCAAAGGCCCUGCCCCUUACCCAGGGUGAAGAUGUGUCAGCAGGCAAGUACUAGCCUAUCAGAAGGGGACACACAACUUGCCUCCUGUAGACUUCGUCAUGCUAGAGUGACUUUGUUUUACUGCCAGAUAAUGGAUUUUAUGGUGAGUUCCAGAGUAUGCAUUCCCUGGGAGCUCUCCCUGCUGUUUAAAGAUCAGAGAUAUGAUUGGUUGGGACUGGUUACUUCCUCUGGUUGUAGGCCAUGGCUGAUUGAUCUUGGUUGGUCCCUUCUUGAUGGGGGAUUAUGAAAGGUGCUAAGUGUGUAUGUCGAUCCAUGGUGAUCAAAUGGCCUGUAUGGAGUUCAAUUUCCUCCCACUAAAA